Exaiptasia diaphana is the source of this 1515-nucleotide messenger RNA. Its product is annotated as F-box/WD repeat-containing protein 7. The record is from RefSeq and is a predicted model, not a curated record. The transcript has 11 exons. Bases 112 to 1437 code for a protein of 441 amino acids. Gene Ontology annotation, molecular function: protein binding. Lineage: Eukaryota; Metazoa; Cnidaria; Anthozoa; Actiniaria; Aiptasiidae.
UCCACAACAACAACAAUUCAAAGMUGUUUAUAAUAAUUUGUCCAAAUUUUUAACUUGUAAUGACAGUAUUUUAAUUCUUUGCUGGUGAUUUUAAUCCUUGUUUAUGUUAAGAUGUAUAGCUGCACUAUAAGCAAUCUUAGUAAUGAGAUUUUAGUCCGAAUUUUUAGCUUUCUUUCUGCUCGAGAUCUUUGUCGGUGUUCGAAGGUUUGUUCAUCGUGGUGUUGUCUUGCAAACGAUUUUCAUCUAUGGAAAAAUCUUUUCAUGAAAAAAUUCAAUAGAUUUGUAACAAACCCAGAAUCUUUUUAUUCAGCUGUCACUCCAUCUCAAUGGAAAGAACUUUAUAUUCUAAAGUCAAAUUGGUUUAGUGGACGUUGUCAUGUACAAAGUUUACACAAAAAACAGKCCUCACAACAUACAGAACCAGCACUAACUAAGGUUAUUUGUCUCAAAAUAUCAAAAUGUGGACAGAAUCUGUUAAGCAGUGUUAAUCUCGACUCUAAAGUGAUCAAUGUUUGGAGCUUAGUUGAAAAAAGAGGUUUACAUGUAGUCAGAUGUGAAGGUGUUGUUACUUCAUUGGAUUUUGGAAGUUUACGAUCAAGAAAUUUGUUGGCUAUUGGAAUGAAAUGUAACAAAUUCUGCCUGUGGGAUUUCAAAGCUGUUCGAUACCUUCUUCAUCAAACAAAYAUAGACCAAGCUGCUGUAGAUAAUCUUCCUAUAUUGAACAAUCUAACUACACCUUUAGAUAUGGAUGACUCGGACGUCAUGAGAGUCAAUCUGGUUGAUAACAAACUAGCAACUGUCACUCAAGAUUGCAUCAUUAGGGUGUGGCAUCUAGAAUUUCAUUUUGAUGGACAGGCAUCAUGUCAGUGUUUACAUACUUUAACUACUUAUAAACCAAGGUGUUCAGUUCUUGAUAUUCAGCUGAAGCAAGAAUCACUUUGUGAGACUUGGUCUGUUUCCAUAUCACAUGCAUCUGAAGUCAUGGAAAACUGGAAUCUUAUAGGCUUUCAGUCAGUGAAAUUCCAAGGAAGGAAUCUUAAAGACUUCGACUGUACAUUCAAGAUACCAGAAAGUAGCAUAGAUGAUGCAAGUGAUGCCCCAUUUAUAAUCAAGGAUACAAAAUACUUAAAACAUGUUGAUGAGACAAUGAGUUCCAGGGCAUUCAUUUCGUGUUUGUCGAUAAGCCCAUGCACUGUAACAUGUACUGAUGUUGACAGACAUAAGAUUGUUAGUGGGUCUAAUGACAGGACAGUUAAGGUAUGGUCACUUGAAAGUGGAGAUUGUCAACUUACUUUACCUGGAGACCACUCAACUGGAGUUUCUUGUGUCACAUUCAAUGAUCAAUGGGUUGUCAGCGGUGAUAAUGCAGGAGAGAUAAAGGUGUGGGACUUUGCUGUGAACAGUCUGUCUGUCCUUAAUUCUCAAGUUUCAUCAUGAAUUAUGUAUGUCAAAUAUGAAUAUGAGAAUGCUAUAUAUGUAAAAAAUAUGUUAUCCAAAUGUCAAUCAAUACCAUGU